AUGUCCAUUAAUGAUAAACAUGAAUUGCAUAAGAACUCUACAGGUUUACCAAUUCCUACCACUAGUUCUUUUGACCCGAUGAACGUUGAUAAAUGUGCAAAAUUUGGUGAAAUAACAAAUUGCCCACAAGAAGAACCAUAUUGCUUUGUGGACGGGAACAUACUCGAAUGCGGAUUGACAAGUCGAAUGGGUUGGAGAAUUAGUCCUUUAGACGGGUUGAUUUUGAAUAAUGGUCAAAAUCCUAAUCCAAAUUGUAAUUUAUUUAACCCACCAGAUCAACUUGGUAUCAAGGAAUUAAUAUUUAAGCUGUUGAGUGAGAGUGAGUUUGGUUUGGGGUUUAAGGAUCGUGAACCCGCCGCUUGGUAUAAUUCAUUUGAUUACCUUGGAAAUUGUCCUUUAAGAACUCAAUUUUGCGAUGAAGACCUUUUAAUUUGUAAAAAUUUAUUCGAUCCUGGAAAUAAAUGUAAUUCGUCUAACCAAUGUUUCACUCAUCUUUGUGGGAAACGUGACGUGAAUGUUCCUGAAGACAUCACCGAAAGAAUCUGUGUUGAUAACACAGACUUAAAUGAUGAAGGGAAGGAGAUUAUGAAGAGAUAUAAAUCGUUAUUGAUCAUCGUAUCACUUUCUAUUGGGUUCACUAUGCUCAUCAUAGUGGUAACAAUACUCUUCAUCGGUGCUUAUAAGAAGAAGAUUAAAAUACCUGUUGAUAAUAGUGAACCCAUUAACUCACCACUUUCAUCUGACGGACCCACUAAUUCACAGCCCGGAUUCGUCGCAAAACAUUUAUCUGUUUUAAAUUCAAGAUUUUCGUUUUAUAGAUCUCGUCCUUCCUCUAAACUCACCGUCGAUGGUAGAAGGGAAACAUUUUCUUCCGAUAAUCUCUCUGUUUUAUUACCUCCUCCCCCUACAAUAACUAAUGAUGUCUCUUUAUAUAAUAAUCCCUAUACUAAUAACGAUCAUUAUUCGGAUAGAAAUGUGUCCCAACCUCCCGUUAGAGAUUCCUUCGAUAUUUAUCUUUCCCCAAACCAGACUGUGUAA
Messenger RNA from Funneliformis mosseae, 1038 nucleotides. Lineage: Eukaryota; Fungi; Glomeromycota; Glomeromycetes; Glomerales; Glomeraceae. The record is from the annotation of a GenBank genome assembly.